This is a messenger RNA of Plodia interpunctella (Indianmeal moth), 4086 nucleotides long. RefSeq lists its product as uncharacterized. The transcript is spliced from 3 exons. The record is from RefSeq and is a predicted model, not a curated record. Lineage: Eukaryota; Metazoa; Arthropoda; Insecta; Lepidoptera; Pyralidae. The coding region runs from base 598 to 3906 and encodes 1102 amino acids.
GCGGCGAACUGCCGUGCAGUCGGUGACGCUCCGCGUCAAGUGACAGUUAUGCGAUGAAAUCCUAACUUCCAAGAACUAUGUGAUGUAAAAGUGAUUUUAUUGUAUAAUAAAACAGAGACUGUGAAGUGAGAUGUUCGUAACAAACACAUAAACUUAACUUCAUUCAAACUUACUCAAUCGUGACUUCGCCGACUCGAAAUGCAUGCAUUCCAUCGAGAUUGUUGAACUUUAUUUUUUUUCGUAGUGCCUUUUUGAUUCUUAUCAAGUAUGGUUUAUUAGUUUUUACAGUGGACUAUAAACUUAUCUAUACUGUUUUUUUAUAAAUUGGUGUUGUGCUAAAACUUUUGUUUUACAAAAGUUAGACCGACGCGGAUUGCCGAAACAGUCAAGGCUUACCAGAUUGUUAAUUCCGGUUGCAUCAACGGAAAAACCUUGGGGUUUGCUGCCAACUUUACCGCUGUCACUGACGUUUCUAAACUGACGAACGAGCGAAGGAAGCCUGCACUUGUGUGAUGUGCCGGGAACACCACAGGGAAGUGCACUUGGAGGUCACCUGAGUUCCUGAGGUCUCGCUCAGGGGCUGGAUGAAGCGCCAAGAUGAAGUUUUCUUCAGGAUCCAGCUCGAGCAGUCUUGCCAGCGACUCCCUGUCGCGGAAGUCGACUUUAUGCAUCUACACCGACGUGGUGGACGCCCCAGCUCCACAGCCGCAUAUCGAAAGGAUGGAUAGCAGUUCCGAGGCGAUGGAGUUGCGGCGGGAACUUGAUGCUGUGAAGAGUGCACUGCAGCAGCAGUCUGAAUCAGUAUUGAAGCAAAGGCAUCAACUCGUGGAAGCAGGGCAGGCCCUCGCCGCACGAGACAAGCAAGCAGUCCAGGAAAGGCGUCUUCGACAAGACCAGUUGGCCUUAGUUCUACGCUCACUAGUCCUCCUUGAAUCCCGGCUGACGCGGGAACAAAGGCAAAUACAUGUGGCCUUAAAACAAAAGGAAAAAAUAAUUAAAACCCAACAAGAAGAAAUAAAUAAGCUGAAAACGAGAAAGUCUUAUUGCAGCAACUGCCAACAGAUACUCGGCUUCACGAGUGAACAAACCAACAUUGAGACUGACCCAGAAUUUCAGAGCUUAGAGAGUACGGAUUCUAGAUUUCAGAACACGUUUGUGAGGAGUAAUAGUUAUCGCGAAAGAAAUUCUCCACCGGUUUUCCAAAAAAAUACUAGACUAAGUAAAAGCUUCCAAUUACCCAAACACGAACUCGUUUAUGGAAACACUAGUUCUAGUGAAGAGGGAAAUAAUGUCAGUGUCUGCAACAAAGGCACUUUUAUCAAAAACAAGCAAGCUUUCAGUAGACGUGAUGUUUUCCGGAGAUCGAGAAAAUACUCGGGAAGAAAAAAUAACACCCAGAAAGGCAAUAAUCAAGCCAAUAACAGCAGCAGCGCUGAGGAAUGCAUGGGGAUGAGCUAUCAAGUAAAUAAUGAUGACAACGAAAUGACGGCGAACCAAAUUGCUAAAUAUAUAAGGAGAGCGUCAGAAAAAAUUGACCAGAUUAUUGGAGAGGCUGUCAAGAAUGAUCAAACUAAUAAUUUGAGUGAUUCGGAUAAGACUUACUCAACUAAGAUCGAGAAACUACAUGGGAUCAAACGGCAAGCAUCUGACGAAAUAAAGGCUAAUAGACAAAUGUUCCUUAGCAAUGUUUUGAACGAAGAAGGUAACGAGAAACCAUGGUACUGUAAUGUAAGUGAUCCCGAACAAGAUACAGACUGCCACAUAGGUCUGCUAAACAAUACAAAAUCAAAAUCCACCGAUGAUCUUUUGGGCACUGAUUUCAAUAUAAACAGGAAGCAUGGCGAAAGCGUGUCCACUAAAAAUGAAAUACUUUGCAAUAAUCUUAUGAAAAAUAACUCGAUCGGCAGAUUCAGUACUGGUUUUGACGAGAAAAAUAAUAACCAGACCGGAUUAAACAAACAAAUUAUAAAUGAUAUAAAUGAAAACUGGUAUGCAAGCACCAGCGAUGCUGAUGAUACUCCUUCAAAUGAAAUAUAUAAAAAUAAUCCAGUUUUAGAAUGCGUGAAUCAAAUUCUGUUACAAAAUUCUCUAGACGACAGCAGCAACGACAAUUCGAAAUCUAGUGAAACACCAAGUCCUAAAUCAACAGCUAAACGCGUUCAGUUUUCAACUUUAAAUAGCAUCACAUAUGAUGACAAAGUGAGAUCUAAUGGAAACAGCCAUACGUUGCCCCGUUCUGAUAAAAGGGCUAAUAAAAUUGUAAAAUUCAGUUUAGAAACAGCUUCCGAACAUAGCUAUGAAGUACCAAACACAGCUCAGGGCUUCCAGUAUGAGAUACAAAGUAUCUACAGUAAUGAGUAUGAACCAAUUAUUACCAAAAGUGCUGAACCAAAACCUGUGCCAUCAAUACGACAACUAUCUAUAAAUGAUAAGCCUAGCGUUCCUAAAAUACGAGGCUCCAUAGUUAAAAACAUGACGGCUAAUAUUGAAAAUCGUAACAGUGAGAAAAGUGACAGUGAACUCGGGUCUAUGAAGAUAUUCAACAAAAGGAAAGUGCCACGCACUCCUCCUGCACUGCCUCCUAAACCAAAGAAUCUAUCAGCAAAAUGGAAAGCUGAGAAUAAUGUCAAACCAUCGACAGAAUCAUUAGACUCUGAAGCCGUUGCGGCUAAUCAACGGGUUGCAGAUGUUAAGUUGAGAAAAGUGGGACAAGUAGCAGCUAUUAACAACGUAGAACCGGACUACUGCUCCAUUUCAGAGAUAAAUGUUCCAGUAGUCAGUAAUGGUAAAAGGGAGUUGCUACUCACACAGCCAACGGUAGAGAUUCAUAAUGAACAAUACCCUAUUCAUGCAACGAGUCAAAGGAAUAGUGUGGCAAAGGUGGUAUCCUUGCCACGAAUCCAAAAUAAGAUCAGUGACAAAGACAUUCCAAAACUUCCUCAAGUCACUGAGAUCAUAAUACCUGAUGAGGACGAUAAGCCUAAUCAAGAGCAUACCUUCCAACAAACUACAGACAGUUACUUGACUAAUUUCAAUAUUCAUCCUCUGCAACCAAAAUUGGACCCUCGUGCUUCAAUUCAAAUGGGAAAUACAGUGUCUUCCAUCCUGUCAGAAAUUAAUAAAGGAGGAAAAAGUGGCAACAAACAAAUCAACUUGACUGAACUAGAUCAUCAGUUCAAUCAUGGACCCGAAAAAACGCAAAAUGCUAAUGCUGAAUUGAAUAAAGCUGAAUAUUUUGAUGACAUAGAUAAAUUUGACUUGUCACAAAAUUUUGAAGAAUUCAAAAUAGACGAUGAGCUCGGCAGCAUCGUUGCAGAGGAAUACAGGAUCAGCUCUGGGAGCAGCGACGGCUCUGAAGAUGUUGUCACAGAACAUCUAAACACCAAUGUACCUGAUAAUGAAAUUCAGCCGAACGCUGCUAACAAUAAUGAUAAUGGGAAAAAUGAUACAUUUCUUGACCCAGAAAGUGCCUUAAACAAAGCGUCGGCAAAAAACGCAAAAUUAUCAAAUAAACCUGAUCUCCUUUCAAAUAUAGAGAAUUUAGAGACUGAAUCGGUGAGGAAUUCUGAUAUCGAGUCCAGCAACUCCUCCGGGAGCAACAGUGGCUCUUACAACACAGUCAAGUGCGAGCCCAGGAUGAUUUUAAAUAAUAACAAUCCUGAGAUAAAUGUAAAUAAAACCAAGGGACCUUUCGACUUCUUCCUCGAGACAUCUGGUCUUAGUACUAAGUCUAUAUUUUCGCCAAGCAUGAAUGGUAUUCGGCCGCCUAGGCCGCCCAGUGCUAACCAUAAGAAUGUACUGAAGCCUAAAGAUAUCAAAAUGCGAGUGAAAAAUCCGGUUACAACGAACAAAAUCAACGAAAAACCUAUGUUGACUGCUAUUAAAUAUUUUGAACCUUAUGUUUAAGUUUAUUUUGUAGUAAUACUUGUUUUGUUGUAAACAAUGUUAUAUUACUUAAUAGAAAUGUUUAUUUAUUGUAAAAUGAACUUGCCUGCAUAAUAUUAAUGUACUAUAUUUAUACUGGUGUAAAUAUUACAUUCUAUAUAAAUAUUUUUUUUUAAUUAUAAAACAUUUAACAAUUUAAAA